This is a messenger RNA of Nannospalax galili (Upper Galilee mountains blind mole rat), 1481 nucleotides long. RefSeq names its product annexin A9 (gene Anxa9). The coding region runs from base 163 to 1200 and encodes 345 amino acids. Gene Ontology annotation, cellular component: cytoplasm. The transcript has 14 exons. The record is from RefSeq and is a predicted model, not a curated record. Gene Ontology annotation, molecular function: calcium-dependent phospholipid binding; calcium ion binding. NCBI's taxonomy places the organism in Eukaryota, Metazoa, Chordata, Mammalia, Rodentia, Spalacidae.
CACAGGCAAGCCACCAAGCCAGGAAGGCACCCAGGUCACCUUUUGCACUCUUGGGGUACCCAUGUCCCUACAAGGACACAUACAUCAAUCCAGAGAUUACAGCUGCUGACCUAAAGAUUCCACUUGAGAUUCCUAGAGGCAAGCAGGGCAGCCAGUUGAGCCAUGUCUGUGAGCAGUGGUAAGAUGGAACUGUCCCUGACCCAGGAGAUCCUCAGCCACCUGGGCCUUGCCAACAAGACUGCAGCAUGGGGGACCCUGGGCACUCUCAGGACCUUCUUGAGCUUCAGUGUGGACAAGGAUGUACAGAGGCUGCUGCGGGCCAUUACAGGCCAGGGAGUAGACCACAGCGCCAUUGUGGAUAUACUGACCAAUCGGAGCAGAGAACAAAGACAGCUUAUUUCUCGAGCCUUCCAGGAGCGCACCAAACAGGACCUGUUGAAGUCCUUACAGGCAGCACUCUCCGGUCACCUGGAGAAGAUUGUGGUGGCUCUGCUGCAGCCAACAGCCCAAUUUGAUGCCCAGGAAUUGAGGACAGCCUUGAAGGCCUCAGAUUCUGCUGAGGAUGUGGCGUUGGAAAUCCUUGCCACUCGAGCCCCACCUCUGCUGCAGGAGUGUCUGGCAGUGUAUAAACAUGAUUUCCAGGUAGAGGCUGAGGAAGACAUUAAGGCUGAGACCAAUGGCAUCUUGCAGGACCUGCUUCUGGCACUGGGCAAGGGGGGUCGAGACACCUACUCUGGAAUCAUUGACUACAAUUUGGAAGAACAGGAUGUCCAGGCACUCCAGCAGGCAGUAGAACCUAACUCAGAGGGGCCAUGGAUCCUGACAUUCACACAGCGCAGUCCUGAACAUCUCAUUCGAGUGUUUGAUCGGUAUCGGCGAUGCACUGGGCAAGAAUUGGAAGAUGCUAUACAGAACCGUUUCCGCGGAGACAGCCAAGUGGCCCUGCUCAGCCUAGCCUCGGUGAUAAGGAACACACCACUGUACUUUGCUGCCAAACUUCACCAAGCCCUCCAGGAAACUGAGCCCAAUUACCAUGUCCUGACACGCAUCCUGAUCUCCCGAAGUGAGACUGACCUUCUAAGCAUUCGAGCUGAGUUCAAGAAGAAAUUUGGGAAGUCUCUCUACUCUUCUCUCCAGGAUACAGUGAGAGGGGACUGUCGCUCAGCCCUACUGGCCCUGUGCAGAGCUGAAGACCUUUGAGACCUUCCAGCCCCACCCACACAACAUCUGAGAUUCUCAUGUUCGGUUGGACCACUGGGAGUCCAGCCAGGUCUCAAACAGUACAUCCUCAUGGAGCAACACACAGCUUAGCUUCUCAUUGAGGCUGGACCUCUACAUUUCUUUGAAAUCCUUGGGCUUCCCGUACCUCAAAGUGUGGGCUGUACCUGGGUCUUCUAGCUCUAAUUUGGGGUGGUAAUGUGAUCUCUUUGAUAGUGUCUAUCCUACUCAUCUUUCACACACCAUGACCAGAACAUCUCACU